AUGAAUUCAACUGUGUUAAAUGACAAUGAGGAGCAAUUUGAAGGCAAGUGGGUCUGCCAGAUUAUGGCAGCAGAAGGAGUCAUCGGUGUCUUAGGAAACAUCUUAGUGUGCUUCGUCAUCAUACGUGCCAAAUGCCUACACAACAAGUCCAACUAUCUGCUGGUGAAUUUGGCUGUUGCUGAUAUGCUCGUGUGUCUUCAUGCAUUUCUCUUUAAGCUGCUAAGUACAGAAAGCUGUGCACUGAAUUCUUUCGUUCCAGUAAGCCUGGUUGGAAGACAAAUUUUCUGUCGAUUUCUAGCAUCCCAAUUCUUAGUGCGGGCGUUGUCCUAUGCAUCAGCUUACAAUCUCUGUGUGGUAACAUUAGAGAGAUAUGUCGCCAUAGUGCAUCCACUACAGUAUGAAAGAAAACUCACGGCAACACGGAUGAAAACUCUGAUUGCUCUGAUCUGGAUGAUAUCGUUUGUAUUUUGCUUGCCUCUUUUGUUUACAAUCCAACCCAGCGACGAUCCCGAUCAGGCUUGCUCAGAUAUAACAUACCCUCAUCAGAUGCUUCCAGUGCUUUUCAGCAUUUUUUCAUUUCUCUCGGGCUACCUGCUGCCCAUAGCAUUGAUGAGUUUGGCCUACUACAAGAUACAAGCUACUCUCAAAAGACAAGCACAAGUUCUCAGCCUGCAGCAGGUAAAAGGAGCAGCCUAUGAUCUUGUGAUUGCGAGACAGCGUCUAGUCAGCAUGCUUACCAUCGUCUUAGGAGCUCUUAUCAUCCUAUGGACGCCAUGUCAUGUGGCUUAUCUUCUCUGUUUGCGUCCAGCAACCAUUGGUCCAUUUCUGUUCUGUGCUUCAAAGAACUAUAGAAACACGAUAGAAAUAUGCAGUCUUGCCUAUUAUUUUAACUCUGUCAUUAAUCCCAUAAUCUAUGAGUUUAAGUACAAGAAAUUUCGAAAAGCACUGAAGAUUGCUUUUUGCAGCUGUUUUAAUAAGCACACUCGUAAUAGAGUUGACAUUGAGAUGGUACCAUUCUGA
Molecule: messenger RNA, 1020 nt
Organism: Patiria miniata (bat star)
Lineage: Eukaryota; Metazoa; Echinodermata; Asteroidea; Valvatida; Asterinidae
Product: neuromedin-U receptor 2-like
Exons: 1
Coding region: 1-1020 (339 amino acids)
Biological process (GO): G protein-coupled receptor signaling pathway
Cellular component (GO): membrane
Molecular function (GO): G protein-coupled receptor activity
Source: RefSeq, a predicted model, not a curated record